This is a messenger RNA of Cyprinodon tularosa, 5808 nucleotides long. RefSeq names its product DDB1- and CUL4-associated factor 1-like. Bases 200 to 4882 code for a protein of 1560 amino acids. The record is from RefSeq and is a predicted model, not a curated record. The transcript has 25 exons. Gene Ontology annotation, biological process: protein ubiquitination. Lineage: Eukaryota; Metazoa; Chordata; Actinopteri; Cyprinodontiformes; Cyprinodontidae. Gene Ontology annotation, molecular function: nuclear estrogen receptor binding; histone H2AT120 kinase activity. Gene Ontology annotation, cellular component: nucleus; Cul4-RING E3 ubiquitin ligase complex.
CAAAGAACGUGCUCGUUAUAAUGCUAACCGAGCAGUCACAGCCACAAUAAAAGCAAAUGAAAGCGGUGCUUGUGAGACGGUUGUUGAUGCGCUGAGACUCUACAAACAAAAAAUAAAUCGGAACUCGUAUCAGUGGAUUUCGUUUCCGGUGUAACUGGACAAGCAAAGCAAGAACUGAGGAUAAAAAGCAGUUUACACCAUGGCGUCAGCAUCUGCCACUGUGGACUCUAAGGCAGAGCUGACUGCUCUGCUGGAACAGUGGGAGAGGGAGCAGCAAGGCAACACACAGGAGCUGGUUAACAUCCUUACCAAAAUCUCGGAGCUGGUUGAAAAAGAAACAGAGGAGUACCACAAAGCGGACCCUGACCCCUUUGAUGAUCGACAUCCUGGGAGAGCUGAUCCAGAUUGUAUGUUGGGUCAUCUUCUGAAGAUUUUGUUCAAAAAUGAUGAAUUUAUGAACACAUUGGUGAACAGCUAUGUGAUGACCAGCAGAGAGCUGUCCCUAAAUACAGCAGCAUGUCGCCUGCUACAAAACAUCAUGCCCGGACUGGAGACCGCUGUGGUCUUUCAAGAAAAGGAGGGAAUCGUUGAAAGACUCUUUAAAUGGGCUCAGGAGGCUGAACAGCCUCUGAGAAUCUAUGCCACAGGAUUGUUGGCGGGUGCCAUGGAGAACCAGGACAUCGCUGCCAACUACAGAGAAGAGAACUCUGUUUUGGUGCCUUUGAUGCUGCACAGGUUGCGUGAGCUUCAGGAUAAAGAUGCUGAGAACAAACGGGAAAUCAAACGGCCAAGCCCCAGGAAGACUCUCAGUGAACCUUUGCUGCCUUUAGAUGAGGAGGCCGUUGAUGGAGGCUUUGAAGACAAGCCUUUCUCUCAGAGUAAAAAUACAGACGAAAAAGAAGCAGUGGGGCCACCGGAGGACGCAGAAGUCCCCUUCCCAAGUGUUGAACCUGAAAACGAGCUUUCCUUCUGUUUGAACUCCCCGCCAAGAACAAGCAGCCGUGCCAACUCAGCUGUUAAAACAAUGAUGAAGCCAAUGUCUGCCCCCAGUUCACUGACACACCAAGGAGUGUCUGACGGUAGCAGCUACCUGAAAAGGAAGAUGGAGAGAGAUAAUGCAAGGAGCUCUAAGCAGAAGCUUAAUUUCUCUCUUCCUGAAGCAGAAAGAAACUUUAGUGAACUUUCAAAUAGCAGCUGGUCAGAGAUGAGCCCCUGGGUUAUAGGCAACAACUACCAUCUGGACCCUUUGACCCCAGAGAUUGAGCAGAGGCUUAUCCUGCAGUAUCUCACACCUCUUGGGGAGUAUCAGGAGUUGUUGGCAGUUUUUAUGCAAAUGGGAUCCCGUGAGCUCCUCAUGCACUAUAUGGAUCUAAAGCAGACCAAUGAUGUCCAGCUGACCUUUGAGGCUCUGAAAUAUCUGGCUUCGCUGCUCUUGCACAAGAAGUUUGCUGCAGAGUUUGUUGCUCAUGGAGGUGUUCAGAAGUUGUUGGAAAUCCCGAGGCCUUCAAUGGCUGCUACAGGAGUGUCACUGUGCCUCUAUUAUCUUGCCUACAACCAGGAUGCCAUGGAAAGGGUGUGCAUGUUGCCCCACUCCGUCUUGUCAGAUGUGGUCGGUUACACGCUGUGGCUGUUGGAGUGCUCACAUGCAUCAGGCUGCUGCCACGCAACAAUGUUCUUCUCCAUCUCCUUUUCGUUCCGGGCGGUCCUUGAGCUAUUCGACAAGCAGGACGGGCUCAGACGGCUUGUCAACCUGAUCAGCACACUGGAAAUCCUAAAUCCGGAGGACCAAGGAACACUGCUGAACGAUGAUGAGAUUUUCUCUAGCAGGCAGAGAGCCAAGCACACCUGCAUGGCUCUGCGCAGGUACUUUGAGGCCCAUCUGGCAAUCAAGGUGGAGCAGGUGAAGCAAUCUCUGCAGCGCACAGAGGGAGGUGCCCCCAUUCACUCACAGCCGUAUUAUAAGGCGGUCAGCUAUAGCCGUGAACAAGUGGUGGAAAUGAUGGAGUUUCUGAUCGAGUACGGUCCACUCAGACUAUACUGGGAGCCAGCAGAGGUAUUUCACAAGCUAUCCUGUGUCCAGCUUCUCCUGCACCUUAUUUCUAUUGCCUGUGACUGGAGGACCUACUACGGCAGGAGUGAUACAGUGCGAUAUGCCCUUGACAUCCUGAGCAUUCUCACAGUUGUUCCAAAGACGCAGCUGUUAUUGUCUGAACCCGUUGCAGUUGUCGACGUGGGAGGAUCAUCCGUUUCAACUGUUGGCAUAAGUAUAGUCCUGGCUGUGGCAGAGGGAGAGGUAUUUGUUAAUGAUGCCGAGAUCCAGAAGUCCGCUUUGCAGGUUGUUAUCAACUGCGUCUGUGCACCUGAUAAACGAAUGUCCAGCAUUGGCAAGUUUAUUGCUGGCACCCCCCGCCGCCGCCUGCCGCAGCAGACAAAGGCCAAUGAGAGUGUGCUCACCAAGAUGUGGAAUGUUGUGCAAUCCAACAACGGUAUCAAGGUGCUCCUGUCCCUGCUGACUGUGAAGAUGCCCAUUACUGAUGCAGAUCAGAUUCGAGCUCUUGCCUGCAAAGCUCUGGUGGGUCUGUCUCGCUCCAGCUCUGUCAGACAAAUCAUCAGCAAGCUGCCUUUGUUCAGCAGCGGGCACAUCCAGCAGCUCAUGAAGGAGCCUGUUCUCCAGGACAAACGCAGCGAACAUGUCAAGUUCUGCAAGUUUGCAGCGGAGCUCAUGGAAAGGAUCUCUGGGAAGCCGUUGCUGAUUGGUACUGAUGUGUCCCUGGCGUGGCUGCAGAGGGCCAGCGUGGUAGCUCAGUCCAAGAUCACCUUCCCAGAGAAGGAGCUGUUGCUGCUUGUACGAAACCACCUUGUGGCCAAAGGACUGCAUGACACAGCGAACACCCUCACCAAAGAGGCAGAUCUGCCCUUGACAUGCCUAACUCAUUCAUCCCAUUGUUCACAUUCAGCUUCCUCUUUCCCCGCUGUUGCAGCUCCCCCGCCUUCCUCUCCUGUUACUACCCUUCCCCGCACUCCUCGGCUGGCCAACGGUGUGGGGUCACGACACGGAAACCAUCCCUCUCACACAUCAGCCUCACCAUCCAAUCAUCCACAACCACGCCCUUCCACUUCCCAACCAGCUGGACCGCCUUCCUCUGCUUUACCAUCUACAUCUGCCCCACACUCUAACAGCGGCUCUCCUUUGAUCGGCCGCAUCGUCUUCUCCCGUGAUCGCCAGACACCGUGUGGGGCAGUAAACUGCAAAAAGAACCGAGUGCUCCGACAGAAGUCUGAUCACGGGGCCUUCAGCCAAAGUCCAGCCAUGAAGAAGCAGUUUGACAGACACUUACCUUCUCCUCCUGCCUUGGACAGUAUUAUCACAGAGUACCUGAGGGAGCAACAUGCACGCUGUAAAAACCCUGUAGCUACCUGCCCACCUUUCUCUCUUUUCACCCCCCACCAAUGCCCCGAGCCCAAACAGAGACGGCAGGCACCCAUAAAUUUCACAUCGCGGCAUUCACGUAGAGUUAUAUAUCCCAAAUAUGGAGGUGUUGAUGGUGGAUGCUUUGACAGACAUCUAAUAUUUAGCAGGUUCCGUCCCAUCUCUGUGUUUAGGGAGGCAGAUGAGGAUGAAAGCGGGUUCAUGUGUUGUGCCUUCUCAGCCCGUGAACGGUUCCUGAUGCUUGGAACCUGUGAGGGCCAGCUCAAGCUCUACAAUGUGUUUACAGGCCAGGAGGAAGCCAGCUACAGCUGCCACAGCUCAGCAAUCACUCACUUGGAGCCAUCACGGGAUGGUUCUCUGCUCUUAACCUCUGCUUCUUGGAGUUAUCCUCUUUCUGCACUGUGGGGCAUGAAGUCCGUGUUCAUCAUGAAGCAUUCCUUCCUUGGUGACCAUUAUGUGGAGUUCAGCAAACUCUCACAAGACCGUGUCAUAGGAACAAAAGAACAUGUUGCACGUAUAUAUGACAUACAGACAGGUCAGGUUACUCUGACUCUAAACAACCCAGAUCUGGCUAACAACUACAAGAGGAACUGCGCCACCUUUAACCCAACAGAUGACCUGGUUUUGAACGAUGGGGUACUGUGGGACGUACGCACAGCGCAAGCCAUCCACAAGUUUGACAAAUUCAACAUGAACAUCAGUGGCGUGUUUCAUCCCAAUGGCCAGGAGGUCAUCAUCAACACAGAAAUUUGGGAUCUACGGACUUUCCACCUCCUCCACACGGUUCCUGCUCUGGACCAGUGCAGAAUAGUUUUCAACAACAGUGGCACUGUCAUUUAUGGAGCAAUGUUGCAAGCUGAUGAUGAAGACGACAUGAUAGAUAUGCAAAUGAAAAGUCCAUUUGGUUCCUCGUUCAGGACCUUCAAUGCCACAGAUUACAAACCCAUCGCCACCAUUGAUGUCAAGAAAAAUAUAUUUGACCUUUGCACAGAUACAAAAGACUGCUACUUAGCUGUGAUUGAGAACCAAGACUCUGUGAACACAGACACUGUGUGUCGACUUUAUGAAGUCGGCCGGCAGCGACUAGCAGAGGAAGAGGAGGAUGAGGAAGAUCAGGAGGAUGACGAUCAGGAGGAAGAUGACGACGAUGACGACGACUCCGAUGAUGACAUAGACACGGAUCCUCUCAUCGCUGAGCUGGAGAACGACAAUGGAGGCGAGGACGAAGAUGAUGAAGAUGGAAACGAUGAGUUAUCGGACGAAGAGAUCUCACGUAUUCUGCAAGACGACGGUGAUGGCGGAGAUGAUGACGAUGAUGAUGACGACGACGAUGAGGAUGACGACAAUGACGAUGAUGAUGACUCUGAUAAUGAUGUUGAUCUGGAUGGGGACAAUGACAGCUCGGACAACUCUGACCUUGAGGAUGACAUCAUCUUGUCCCUGAACGAGUGAGGAUGGAGGCCAUCAGCAUUUUAACACCAUGGAUCCAGAGACGUCAAAAUCGCAGACAACUGAUCUCCACCGGAUAAGUCAUGAAAAGAGAAAACCAGCGGGUAAUCUAAUCAGAACACUGCCAGUUUGAAUCUGUAGGUGUUUGAACAGUGAAAGUUAGAAAAAAACAGACAUGAUUGUAUAUGAAAUUUUAUUUAGGAGAAAAGUUAUCCUUUGGCUGACUGGUAAAACCUGUGUGAGGGUGUGAUGAGUUUUGACGAGUCUUUAUUUCAUAAAGCAUCUUUUUACUUUUUUUAGUUUGUAAAUUACCUGUUGAGAAUUACAGGGUGAAGGGUUUGUGUUGAAGAUUCAAACACCAAAACAUCCUGAAGUUUUCUUAGCAAAGCUCCAGGAUUCUGCCUUCAAAUUAAAUUUUUUUUUUUACAAAUGCUCACCGUGGUGCACAAAGGCAGUGCCAUUGAACAUAUACUUUAAGGUGGCCUGAACACUGUAAUGACAUAUGGAUCCAAAUGUCUACACAAACUAUUCAAUAUUUUCUUAAAUUCAUUUUUCAUUUUUACGGAAGUAUUUAGCACAGUGGCUGAUUUGUUAAGGCUGGUCUGAAGAUGAAGCUCUCUUUCCCUGGAGCGUUUAAAAAAAAUAAAAAUUAUUUAAAAGCGUAAAGUUAAGCGAAAAAACCGAAAGAAAUGAAUGUUACUUUUCCUAAGACAGUGAAAUUUAGAACUGUCAUUUUGUAAAUUAAAGGAAAAUCUGGCACAUGCACAGUCUAGUUGUCAUUUGUUUUCCCAUAUGUUUUUGCCUUGUGUGUGUAUGGGUUUUAAUUAGUUUAUUUUCCAUUAGAAAACCUAUUAAGGUCCUUGAAAGUUCUUGUACAGAUUGUAUGUAUCUAAAGUAUUUUUACUAUAAAUAAAGUUUCAGAAAUCCUU